GCAUGCACACACGUGUGUGCAUGCAUGGCGGACCCUCGGGGGGGGCGCGCGGCGCACAGGUGUGCUUUGCGUGCGUGUGUGCGCUUGUGUGUUUGUGUUGCUUCCUCCCCCUCCCCCCUUCUCCUCUCCUCUCUUUCUCUUGGGGUGUCCCCCCCCCCCUCCCUCCGGGGAGGGACGGGGCGCGCGCACGCAAGAGAAGGGGGGAGAGAGGGAGAAGGCCGCGAGAGUGUGUGCGCGCGCGUGAGCCGCGUCAGGCCCGUGGCGCGAAAGGCAUGCUCCUCAUCAGAUCUCUCCCUGCGCGCGCGGGGGGCCACAGAGGACGAGACCGAGGCCCCCCAGAGGCGCCGACCUCCUCUUCCCCCGCGCGUUUCCCGAAAUCCUCCCCCCCCAUAACCACACACGCAUGAUGUCGUCGUCGUCUACAUGUGCGUGUGUACGUGCACACACACACACACACACAUACAGUUUCCCGUUGUCCCCUCUCGUCCCUUCCUUUCUGUAAAUAAAUGACCUUGUUGUUCCGAA
This is a messenger RNA of Fonticula alba, 525 nucleotides long. RefSeq lists its product as hypothetical. The record is from RefSeq and is a predicted model, not a curated record. The annotation marks the transcript as partial. NCBI's taxonomy places the organism in Eukaryota, Rotosphaerida, Fonticulaceae. The transcript has a single exon.